Talaromyces atroroseus is the source of this 2724-nucleotide messenger RNA. RefSeq lists its product as hypothetical. Gene Ontology annotation, molecular function: 1-phosphatidylinositol-3-kinase activity. Gene Ontology annotation, biological process: endocytosis; autophagy of peroxisome; phosphatidylinositol-mediated signaling. NCBI's taxonomy places the organism in Eukaryota, Fungi, Ascomycota, Eurotiomycetes, Eurotiales, Trichocomaceae. The coding region runs from base 1 to 2724 and encodes 907 amino acids. The record is from RefSeq and is a predicted model, not a curated record. The transcript has 2 exons. Gene Ontology annotation, cellular component: phosphatidylinositol 3-kinase complex, class III, type I; cytoplasm; peroxisome.
AUGGAAGCCUUCACGUUUGCGACCUCCACUCAGGUCGACUUUCCCGUGCACGUCAAGAUCGGUGCUCUGGAAGGGAAACAAAAACCUGUACCGUUCUCUACUCUCCUUAAAGACCCGGAGUUGCGACAUCUGGGAUCCAACCAAAGCCCCGUGUCCGAUCUCUUCGUAACAGUUCAGCUAUGGUCCGAUUCGAAGCCUCUCGGCGUUCCUAUGCAAACAUCUUACAAAUCCUUCAAGACAACUCGCACAUGGAACGAAUGGCUACAGAUGCCUCUUUGUAUAAAGGAUGCCCCGUUACGAUCUCAGUUGGCCAUCACAGUAUGGGAUCUUUCGCCGCUGGAUAAGGAUGCCUCGAACGGCCAUGGCGUUCCCUUCGGCGGCACUACAAUAUCGCUUUUUGACAACGAUCAAAAGCUGCGGAUGGGAAGACAAAAGUGCAAGAUCUAUAGGAAUAAAGCUGCGGAUGGCUUUUCUUCGACCACAACUCCGUCAACGCCCCCCGCUCAACGGCGCAGGACGAACGGCACUCUUCAACUUAAUCAAACAUUUGAAGAAGCCGAGCUUGAGCGUAUUGAAGGCCUGAUAAAAAAACAUGAGAUGGGGGAUAUCGCACGUAUAGACUGGCUGGACCAGCUUGUGUUUCGUCAACUGGAGAAAAUAAAAAUUAGUGCGGAAGAAGCAGCCAGAAAAAGAGCUACCAUACUACAAGCUGCCAAGAAAACAGACCGCAGGAAGUCAAAGGGCGGAAAUGAAGAUGAAUCUGAUACAGAAGAGUUUGAUGAAGAAAACUUUGUAUUGUAUAUCGAUUUUCCGCGGUUUGAUCACCCCAUUGUUUGGGCCGAUUACGAGUAUCCUCCUCCACCUGUUUCAUCAUAUCCUCAGCAUGCACAUAAUAGUCAUUCCGCCACCCUCAAAUCACCACCAGAGGUGCGUCUAGGGCCAGGGAUUGAAGGCGCUGAUGAUGCAGGAGAUUAUCGAAUCAUCAGAAUAUAUGACCCGGAAGUUGGGCAGACCGGGAACCCUUGCGAAGACAAGCACAGAAGACUUGUCCGCAGUCAUCGAACCGGAAUCAUGGACCGCGAUCUCAAACCAAACCCCAAGAUUCGCGAUGAACUGAAUCUGAUUAUGUCCUAUGGACCCACGCAUGAAUUGACGGCAGAGGAGAAGGAUCUUAUCUGGCGGUUCAGAUACUAUCUAACCCGCGACAAGAAAGCUCUGACAAAAUUCAUAAAAUCUGUAAAUUGGAGGGAUUCUGGGGAGACUCGACAAGCAAUGGAAAUUUUACCUAAGUGGACCGAGAUUGAUGUGGACGACGCAUUGGAAUUACUGGGACCCACCUUCGACAAUGCUACAGUUCGUGCCUACGCCGUGGAGCGUUUACGGAAGGCAGGGGACGAUGAGCUUCUCCUAUAUCUUUUGCAACUCGUCCAAGCCUUAAAGUUCGAGAAUGCACCCGAGGAGAGCGCAGAAGAUGUUGCACACGACUCGUCUCUCGCAAAUUUCCUAAUCGCUAGAGCUGCGAACAAUUUUGUAUUGGGAAACUACCUUCAUUGGUACCUCAUGGUUGAAUGUGACGACACAGGUAUCACAAAUGUAGCAUCCCAUCGACGCCUGUUCGCUCGCGUGGAGUUUUACUUUAUGUCAGAGUUGGAAAGGGUCCACCUCGAGCAUCGAAAGACUUUGCUGCGGCAGGGCGAACUGAUUACUGUCUUGACUCGCAUUGCAAAAGAAACACGUUUAUCGCGGGAGAAUCGUGAGGUGAAGAUCGAGAAGUUGAAGAAAUACCUCAAGGACCCCAAAAACGAGAUCAUCAAUAUAGACCCGCCUUUGCCUCUACCCUUAGACCCAAAUGUUACCAUAACGGGUUGCUUUCCUGAAGAUUCCAACGUCUUCAAAUCCUCACUCUCUCCACUGCUCAUCAACUUCAAAACCUCGGACGGCCGCAAAUACCCUAUUCAUUUCAAAGUUGGCGAUGAUCUCCGUCAAGACCAACUAGUCAUCCAAAUCAUUACGUUGAUGGAUCAAUUGCUACAAAAAGAGAAUUUGGAUCUGAAGCUUACUCCAUAUCGUAUCCUGGCAACGGGCUCAACUGCUGGAGCCGCACAGUUCGUGCCUUCCACUUCUCUUUCAGCAGCAUCAGCAAAAUAUAAAGGUUCUAUACUCGCGUAUCUCAGGGCCAACAACCCUGACGAGUCGGAACCACUUGGUGUUCGUAAAGAAACAAUGGACAUCUAUAUCAAAUCUUGUGCCGGCUAUUGUGUUGUCACGUACCUCCUUGGUGUGGGAGACCGCCACCUUGAGAAUCUCCUUUUGGCACCAGAUGGCCAUUUUUUCCAUGUCGACUUUGGUUUCAUCCUCGGCCGAGACCCUAAACCCUUUGCGCCCAUGAUGAAACUCUGUAAAGAGAUGGUUGAGGGUAUGGGGGGAGCUAAUUCCCCACACUACCUACAAUUCAAACAUCACUGCUUUACGGCUUAUACCACUCUUCGCAAGUCGGCAAACCUCAUCCUCAAUCUGUUCAGCCUUAUGGUUGAUGCCAACAUUCCAGAUAUUAGAGUUGAGCCGGAUAAAGCCGUGCUCAAGGUGAAGGAACGAUUCCACUUGGAACUCAGUGAAGAAGAGGCCAUAAGACAUUUUGAGCAAUUGAUCUCUGACAGUGUAAACGCUAUUUUUGGUGUUGUUAUUGAUCGGCUGCACGACUUCGUGCAAGGGUGGAGGACCUAA